GGCUGUAUGGGAGGUAGAAUUGGAGCCUCUGAGAGGAGAAAGCGAGACAUUCCAUUUCUUUCUUUUCCUCCACGAAGCCUUGCGGGGUCUCUCGGUCUUCAAAUUUUUCCAGGAAAAUUUUGAAGGGUUUGGAGGAUUUGAGCUAUAGAUCGAGGAGAGGGAGAAGGAAAAGAUUGAGAGAGAUAGGGAUCGGCCAUGGGACAGGCCUUUCGGAAGCUCUUCGAUGCCUUCUUCGGCAACAAAGAAAUGAGGAGGUAGCGUGUGGCAGAUGCUUUGGCUAAUCAGUCUACCUGCAACUCUAAUUGCUGAUCUAGCAUUGUCACUCAAGUUGUGAUGCUGGGACUGGAUGCAGCGGGUAAAACUACUAUUUUGUACAAGUUGCACAUUGGAGAAGUUUUAUCAACAGUUCCAACAAUUGGUGAACAUCUCGGAGAUGCUUUCGAUCUAGAAUCUCUGAAUUACUGCAAACUAAUUUAUGUUUUUAAGCAUAAUGCAGCUUUAGUCACAGCAUUUUCAUGUUUCAAUGUAGAGAAAGUUCAGUAUAAAAAUGUGAUGUUUACAGUGUGGGAUGUUGGUGGGCAAGAGAAACUGAGGCCAUUGUGGAGGCAUUACUUUAACAAUACCGAUGGUCUGAUUUAUGUAGUUGAUUCCUUGGACAGAGAAAGAAUUGGGAAAGCCAAAGCAGAGUUUCAGGCCAUCAUCAACGAUCCCUUCAUGCUUAACAGUGUCAUAUUGGUCUUUGCAAACAAACAGGACAUGAGAGGUGCAAUGACCCCGAUGGAAGUGUGUGAGGGGCUUGGCCUAUAUGAUCUGAGGAACCGGAUAUGGCAUAUCCAAGGGACUUGUGCUCUUAGAGGUGAUGGCCUCUAUGAGGGUUUGGAUUGGCUGGCCAGUACUUUGAAGGAACUGCAAGGUUCAGGCCGGGCCACCUCUGUUGGCACGUCAUCAUUCUGAACCCGAAAGGUUUCCGGUUAAUGGGGCCUCAGACCCACGAAUUGCUGGAGUUUAUUUAGUUAUAUUGCAAACAUUCACAUCACAAUCUGUAUUCUCGGCAAGAUCUGAUGACUCCACAUUGUUUUAACGGCUGUUAAUAUUCAGUAAUCUCUUGCUGCCAGCUUAAAACAUUCACUUCUGGGGAGACAUAACUUCAUGUAAAUACUGUGUCUGGUGGGAUACAUAGCUUGGGAUUUUUCCCUGCCCGUUUGUUGAGUAUACGGAUAUAUAUAAAAAAGUUGCCGUAUUUUGGGCAGAAGCCUGGAUUUACGUGCCAUGAG
Messenger RNA from Phoenix dactylifera (date palm), 1274 nucleotides. RefSeq lists its product as uncharacterized. Gene Ontology annotation, molecular function: GTPase activity; GTP binding. NCBI's taxonomy places the organism in Eukaryota, Viridiplantae, Streptophyta, Magnoliopsida, Arecales, Arecaceae. The record is from RefSeq and is a predicted model, not a curated record.